AUGGCCCGCGGAAACCAGCUCGUCCUUGAUGAAGAUGACGAUGAAUAUUCCUGCAAUUCCUGCGACCGAUCCUUUGGAAGUCGACACGCCGCUCUCCAGCAUGCCUCGAAUGCGAGUAUUCACCGCAGUGAGUGGUGCAAUAGGUGCAGCUGGCUUUUCAUAUCUCCCGAUGCCCUCCGCCAACACCUCGCCAACUCUUCCCUCCACAACCAUUGCGAUCGAUGCAAUUACGAUGUAGGCGAUCUUUCCGACCUCGCCCGUCAUCGCGAGGAUGUCCACUUCCAGUGCUGCGAGUGCAUGAAAGUUUUCCAGAACCAAAAUAACCUUCGCAUGCACAAGCAAGUCCACUUCGAGCGCGAUGUUGAGUGUUAUGGCUGUGAUCGCGAGUUCGCUACCACUUCCGCCAUGGUCCUCCACCUCGAACGAGGGACAUGCGGCAUUGGUACCGACAGCGACGAUAUCGCCGACUGGGCGUUGGGCUGCAUCUACGCUGAUAUGUUCACCACGAACGGCGGUGGCUCAUGGUCGUUCGAGUGCCCUGGAUGCAACGCCACCUUCCGCUACGUGAGCGGGCUUCUGCAGCACAUUGAGAGUGAUGCAUGUGAUCAAGAGCUUUGGAACAACCCGAUCGAUGAGUUGCUGGACCUGAUUGAGUCUGAAGCUCGACGGCUACUGUGA
Messenger RNA from Cyphellophora europaea CBS 101466, 678 nucleotides. RefSeq lists its product as uncharacterized. The coding region runs from base 1 to 678 and encodes 225 amino acids. Gene Ontology annotation, biological process: regulation of transcription by RNA polymerase II. Gene Ontology annotation, molecular function: RNA polymerase II transcription regulatory region sequence-specific DNA binding; DNA-binding transcription factor activity, RNA polymerase II-specific. The record is from RefSeq and is a predicted model, not a curated record. Gene Ontology annotation, cellular component: nucleus. Lineage: Eukaryota; Fungi; Ascomycota; Eurotiomycetes; Chaetothyriales; Cyphellophoraceae. The transcript is spliced from 2 exons.